Messenger RNA from Solea solea (common sole), 8593 nucleotides. RefSeq names its product M-phase phosphoprotein 8 (gene mphosph8). Gene Ontology annotation, cellular component: cytoplasm; nucleus. The transcript is spliced from 10 exons. NCBI's taxonomy places the organism in Eukaryota, Metazoa, Chordata, Actinopteri, Pleuronectiformes, Soleidae. The record is from RefSeq and is a predicted model, not a curated record. Bases 194 to 5752 code for a protein of 1852 amino acids. Gene Ontology annotation, molecular function: protein binding.
GGUAACUGUUGUGCACUCGGUUCAUCUCCUCCUCCUCGGAGCCGCAGUCAGAGAGGGGUUGGCCGGGUUUCACGUUAAUACCACCCGUACCUACCUCUGUGUAUGUGUGUGUGUGUGGACGAACAACACACCGCAGACGAAAAAAAACCAGACCCGUUCUUUUCGGAACCAGCACCGAGCCGCAGCAGCAGCCAUGGCCGCCGCCGACGCCGCCGAUAAAGUGGAGCCCGCGGACAGCGAGCAGGACGAGGAGGAGGACGUGUACGAAGUGGAGCGGAUCAUCGACAUGCGCGAGGAGCAGGGUGAAGUUCUCUACAGGGUUCGCUGGAAGAACUACUGCUCUGACGACGACACGUGGGAGCCAGAGGCUCAUCUGGAGGACUGUCACGAAGUCCUUUUAGCCUUUAAGAGAAACAUCGUCGAAGCAAAGGCCAAGAAGGAAGCGGAGGCCAAGAAGAUCGUGAAACCGCUGCCCGUGAAGACCGAGGUGUUUGACGCCGACUCGGAGAGCGACAGUGACAAAGACCGCCCGGCUCCGUUGCCCGUCAAGAAGAAGAAGAAGAAAAAGAUCCGGGAAGAGGAUGAAUCUCCUCCAAAGGAGAAGGAGAAGGAUAAGAAGAAGAAGAAGAAAGAGAAACGGAAGGAGGAGGUCAGGCCUCAGCCUGCUCCGGAGAGCGAUGAAGAAGAGGAGGAGAAGGUCCCCACUCCACCCUCGCCCGCCAAGGAGAAAAAGGCCGAUCUGAAAAAACGGCUGAUGGACUCUGAAGAGGAGGACGACGAGCCGGUGCCCUCCAAGAAGCAGAGGAAGGAAAAGGGGAAAGAGGUAAAGAAGGAUAAGAAAGAGAAGGCAGAGGAGGGGAAGAAGAAGAAAGGGAAGAAGGACAAGAAGAUUGAAACCUCUGAAGAUGAGGCCGCCGCUCCUCUGGAGGACGACCUGAGUGAGGGUCCGUCAGAGCCCCAGGUGGACGACUCUGCGUCAAGAGACGCCGUGAAGUCAUUUGACAAGGUCCGCUUAGACGAUAAGUCCAAAGAGAAGAGGGGGAAGUGGGAAGUAAAGCUGCAGGGCAUCAAGGACAUCUUUUUUGACAAAAAGGUCAAGAAAACAGACGUCGGGCUGAAGGAAAGCAGCCUCCAGAAACUGAAGAGCCUCACGUCAAAGGGCAAAGAGGAGAGCGCCCCACACUCGGAUUCCAGCGACAGCUCCGCCUUGCACAAGAAGGUGAAAAGCAAAGGGCAGGAGAGCACGUCGACGCCCGCCAAAGUGGCGGCGUCCUCCUCGUCCACGUCGUCCUCCGCAUCUUCUGUCCCCGCAGUCGUCAGCAGCAGCAGCAGCAGCAGCACCACAAAGGUGAAGGAGGACGAGGUGGCCAAAGAGGAGGUGGCGAGCUCCAAGGACAGCCCGGGCUCCGCUAACCUGUUUGAGAAGUUCCUGCUCAACUGUGAGGCCAAGGAUCGAGCUCCUCGACGGCAGCCCGUGCCGGAGAAGAGCGUCACUAAACCAACUAAGGUCAUUGGGAAAAUCGAGAAGAUUCCAAAGGUGUCCAAAGAGUCUCCAGCUCAGAAGCCAGAGUCCGAGAAGACGGAGAGGACCAAGCAGUCUGACGCCUCCAGGCCCAGCCAGAGCUAUGGCUUCAGCCUGGACAGCGACGAGAGGGAGGCAGAAGAAACUGCGGUAAAACCAAGAGCCGGAGAGGAUUCACGGGAGCGACGGGAGAGGCAGGAGGAGCCGCAGAGACCCAGCUGGGAGAAGAGGACGCCGACGGACGACAAGAAGAAGAGGAGAGAGGACAGCGAGCCCAGGCUCUUCAUGGCGUGUGAGGAAAAUCAGGAGACGCAGGAGACACUGGAGGGCGCUGACAAAUCUGAAAAGGGUCAGGCUACACUGAGUCUCGGGAUGGACCUCAACCUGGACUGGAUGACUCUGGACGACUUCCAGAAACAUCUGAACGGGGAGGAUGAGAUCCUGUCGGGUCCACCACUGUCACCAAGUGAGUUGCGGGACGCUGUGAAGUGCGGAGAUUACAUGGCAGUAAAACUGGCACUCAACUCCAAAGAGGACUACAAUCUGGACCAGGAGGCAUGUACUAUUGGUGGCAAGGGGUCAUUUGAAGGAGAGAGGAGCUUGAUUGAAGAGACGAGUUUGAGUGAUGCUCUUAGGUUGACUUCUAACUUUGACAAUGCAAGGAAUCAAGAGGGAACGACAAGAAUAGAAGAUAAUAUACUCCAGCAUUUGGAUUGUCUUAAGGAUAAGGUUGAAGGGAUGGCAUGCUACCCCGACGAUGUCAACUCAAAGCAGAUGAUACUGAGUGACUAUAAAAACGUCCGGAAUGAUGGGAACACUGCUUGUAAUUCAGCCGUCAAGCAGAAUAGUGAAGGAUAUAAGGACCAAAGGCAAUCGGAGGAAGAUGAGAUGUUGGCCGACACAAAGGGCGGCUUAUCAGGUGAAAUGAGUUUGGACGCAGAAUGGAUUUUGACAAUGGAGCACGAUAAAACGGAGCUAACGGGCAUAACUGACGAACUGUGUUCCCCCGAUGAGUCAAACGAUGAAAUGGACGAUGUGGUUGCUGGUCAUUUAGAUAGUAAAGAUCUAGAUAGUUCUGAGCUGGGCACAAAGGAGACCUCUAAAAGGCAACUUCGCCGCUGUAGGAAAACCUUCGAGAAGAAAGAACCGACACGAUCUAGUCAAAGGACUUGUAAAAAAGUCCUCAACUUAACGCCUUGCCCAGAAGAUGAAGAGAAAAAAGAGCCGCCCAAAAAGCACUUCUGUUUAUAUUGCCAAAUGGCUUUCACCCAACUUACAAAGCACUUGGAAAAGAAACACGCUUUGGAAACAGACGUCGCCCAUGCAAUACACUUCCCCAAAGGUUCCAAACUCAGGCAGACUUUGCUUGACCAAAUUCGCAAUAAAGGAGAUUAUGAGCACAAUUGCCAGGUUCUUAAAAGUGGCGAAGGGGAAAUUGUGACCAAGAAACAGGUGAAAAAUCCUGCCAUAUCUGUCCGUGACUUCCUGCCCUGCCAGCACUGCUUUGCUUUUUAUCGCAAAACUGACUUAUGGAGACAUGAACGAGCAUGUAAGGCCAGAAAGGGCGACCAGAAACCUUCUGAAGGGACAAAUAGAGUCCACUCUGCUGCCUCCCGGUUGCUUCCAAUGUCGGAAUUCUUAACUGGAGGCUGCGAGGAAAUUGUCCAUAUCAUGCAUCAGGAUGACAUCUCGAGGCAUAUCAGAAACGACCCACUUAUUUGCAAAUAUGGCAACGCCUUGGCUGUAAAGUACGACCAUGACAAGUCUCAGUUUGCUUACAUUGCACAAAAGAUGAGGGAACUGGGUAGAUUUAUUGUUGCUGUUAACGAGCUUGACAAUAGUGUUAAGUAUCUGCAUGAAAUAUGCCAACCAUCCAAAUUUGAAUUGGCUGUUGAAGGGGCCAAAAAGGCGAGCGGAUUUGAUCCUGGCUCCAACAAGUUUAAAACGGUCUCUCUCGUCUCAAAGAUUGGCUACUCGUUGAAACGAGCUGCAGAAAUUGCAUUUGGGGAAAGUCGCAUGACCGAGGACAGUGAGAGUGAAAGUGAAGUUAAAAAGUUCAUUCACCUUCUUGAUACAAAAUGGAGUGAGUGUUUUUCUCGCAAAGCUCUUGCAUCAUCUGUAAAGCCGGAAAUAAAAAAGGUUGACGUAUCAACUUUGACAGAAGAUUUAAUGAAACUACACCGUUUUAUCGCAAAAGAAGAAGACGAAGCCAGGAAGGAUCUGAAAGAAAGUCCUUCUUUGUCAACAUGGAAAAAGCUCAGCGAAGCCACACUAGCAGAUGUUUGUCUUUUCAACAGAGGACGGGUAGGAAACAUAGGGCGAUUGCUUUUGCAAACUUACAACUGCAGGAAGAGUAACGCAACAUCUGUGCUAUCUGCAGAGCAUAUCAGGAAAAGCACAAAAUUAGAGCUGGAACUGCGUGCCUUUUUCACAAGGUUAGAACUUGAAGGUCAGUUUGGAAGGAACAUGCUGGUUCUGCUCACAGAAAAGAUGGUGCUGUCGAUUGACUUACUUAUUGAAAAGCGACACCAGGUGGGUGUGUCGACAACAAAUCCAUACCUGUUUGCCCGCAACGAAGGUCCGUCCUUCAUCAGAGGAUUGGAUUGUUUCCGCCGAGCUGCUGUGGAAUGUGGAGUUAAAAACCCGGACACACUUCUGUCCUCAUCAAUAAGAGAACAAGUUGCCACCUGUUGGCAGCUGCUGAGCCUAAAUGAAUGUGAACUGGACCAGGUAGCCCAGCUAGUCGGAUUGAACAGUCAGGAGUGUUACAGGCUGUCUGAAAACGCUUCACAGCUUGAAGAACUGAGCAAAGAACUGAUCAAGAUGGAACCCACACUGCCAUCAAGUUCACCUACCACCUCAAAUGAUGAUGUGGUGUGGGCUGUUCCUGAUGGCCGCAUCUGUGAGAUAGGUAGCGUGUCAACAAACGACGGCAACAAACGCAACAAAACAGGAACCACACAGAAGACCCCUUUAAAGAGAAAACCCUGGAGUGAGGAGGAGCAAGCUGCAGUCAGGCGUUACUUGAAUGACUACAUCACAAACAUGAAGGUUCCGGGCAAAAAGCAGUGCAACGCUUGCAUAGCUGCUGAGCCAAAUCUUAGUGAAAGAUCAUGGACAGACGUCAAAAACUAUGUACACAACACACUACAGACAUUACGGAGGAGAAUAAACCAAGGGAAGUCUGAAGGGAAUCCAAAGAGUCCUACAAGUCCUGAAGUCCAAACCAUCAAGCAAGAUUUGGAGGACACCAAUGUCGUCUGUUCUUUGACGACAGUAAAUCCAGAUGACUUUAAUUCAAACUGCCUUGUGACAAUGGCACCUCCAACAAACAUGAGAGACUCGUCACCGCCGUUCCCCCAUGAAAUGACCACAAGCUAUGCAUCCUUGUGUUCCACUAGUUCAAAUAUCCUCCAUUCGAGUCAGUCAUUAAUUUCCUCUUUCACGCCACUGAAUGCUACUGAUACACAAGUAGUUCCUACGUUUACCCCACACAACACUACAAAUGCACUUAUGCCUCCUCCGUACACUUCGGAGAACAACCACCUGCUGCCAAUGUCUUCUUCAUUUACACAGAAUAUGGCGGUUAUGUCUUCUGUGUACACGCCACACGAUACUGCAGGUCUACCGAUGAUUCCUGCUUUCAGCUCACUGAAUGCUCCAGUUACCUCAAUGAUUCCUACAUACACGACACUAAAUACCCCAAGUGCAUCAAUGAUGCCGGCAUUCUCCUCACUAAAUGACCGAAGUAGGCCAGUCGUUUCUUCCUUCACAGCACUGAACCACACAGGCUCACCAGCUUAUCCCACAAGCCCACCUAGUAUCCCCACAACUGCCCAGGUUGUCCCAACAAUCCUUGGACCCAGUGUCCCUGAUAGAGCACCCAUGGCACAGGAAAGUUCGCCCAUAUCCACCGCAGAGAGUGCCAAGCGUCCGAAGCGAAACAAGAGAUUAUGGAGCGAGGAGGAGCAGGCGGCAGUGAGGCGCCAGUUCGGAGACUUCAGUAAACUGUCCAAGGUGCCUGGCAAAAAGGAUUGUGAUGCAUGUUUAGCUGCUGAGCCUGCCUUGAGCAGCAGGACAUGGAGGGAAGUCAAGUAUUUUGUCCAUAACUCAAUCCAGUCAUUGAAAAGAAAAGGGCAUGUGGUUGCCGCCAAAGAAACUGGAGAACGAGAACCCGAGACUCUUACUUCAAACACAGAUUGGGAUGGUCCUGUUUAUCUGUCGCUGUAAAUGUCCCUUUUCAGUGGACACACUGGAAAGCACUUGGUGAUCGUGACACUUUGGAAGUGUUUGAGCACUGUGGCUAUGACCUCAAAUCACAUGGGGUUUAAAAAUUCAGUAGAUGUGAACUGUAGUGGAAUACAAACGCUAAUCCCGGCAGGCGUAUGGAUCUUUUCCGACUCGGCCUGCCAUCUUGAAGUACUUAGAAACUAGUCUACCAGACUAAGCUGUUGGUGUACUGUUGCAUGAAUAUAUGCUAAAUGAGUGGAGUUAAGGAUGUUUGUACUGUAGCUCGGACUCCUAAAAAGCAGUUAUUAAUGUUUAUUAAUAUGUUUAGAUCGUGUAUACCUAAUGUAACAGUCCGUGAUACAGGGGUGUCAGUUUGUCACAUCAUCAAAGCUUAUCAAUGGGAAUUGUUGUAAUUUUGAUAUGUGACCAUGUAGUUCAACGGAAACCUAACUUUUUUUGCCAAACCUAAUUUGCAACAAAUCAUUGGCGCACAGUAGCCACGGUGGCACUUAAUCUCAAGGUUCAAACUAGGGCUGAAAGGCUUGGGGGGGGGGUCUAAUUUACGAUUUGCUUUCAGGUAUUCUGAUUUUAUAUUUGUAGUCGUAUGUAUUUUUAGGUCAGUUUUAUUUCAAUAUUCAGUGUUUUAACAAUUACAAAUGUGAUUGAGCAUUGCCACAUGAGACAUGUUCCACCGAAUUUCCCGAAACUUGGUGGGAAGGUGUUACAGCCCAAGACGUACAAAAAAGUUUACUGUAACCAAGGCCUCAACCUCAACAGGGCGUCGGCCAUUUAGAACUUUGGCGUGUUGUACGUAAAUGUAAUGAAGAGGUAAGAAAAACUACUUUUGGCAGUCCAUGGCCUUGGUGAAAGUAGAUUGUGACUUGUAAUUGGAGGGUUGUCGGAUAGAAUCCCGUCAGGCCCCAUGACCUUUUGGGAUUGCUGUACCUAUGAGCAACCUCUGUGCCCAAUUCCCAUGGUUCCCCAUUAAUUGGAUCAAGUGGACACUCUAUUAAUCCAGUGUACUGUUAGUGCCGGUCCCAAGCCCGGAAAGUCAGCCGUCGUAAAAUAAACCCCUGGAUAAGACAAAUGAUAUUGUCUGUUGAUAGAUCCCCCUAGAUCCCAAUGUGCUAAUUGCUUUCACGUUGGAAUUUUAAAGGGAAAUGUAAUGUUUUUCAGCCCUAGUUCAAACACAAUAUUCACAGCAACAGCAAUGAGCCGUUAAAAUUGUACCCGUUAUUAAGCCUCAUUACCAGCCUCAGUACGUGGACAAUUCCACAGAGAAGGAUCUUUACUCGCUGCUCCUUACCUCCAGAACGCACUUGGACGUGAAUCUCUCUGCCUGCACAGUUUUCAGUAUUUUUUUCUGUGGAUUUCACCAAAUCGAAACCUACCAGCAAAUGUUUUCCACCUCGUUCCUUCAGUAUGGCGACGAUGAUGAUGAUGGAGGAUGUCCGUUGACUUGCUCUCCCUGAAUGCCUGAUCCAAGUGAACCAAAUAACUUUGCUUUAGCCUGUAGAUGUCUGUGUGUUGUAGACAAACCCCCCCGCCCCCCGACAGCCUGCACUUGUGGCAUAUUUUUCCUUCAUCUGGGACUCCCUUAAAUCAAAUGUUGAUGAAUGAUAUAAUCAUGUGUGUUUUAUUCCAUGUUUAUUAACAAGAAGUUUGAAAGGUUGGGCUGUAUUUUUAUAUCACUAUACACAAAAAUGUAAAGAGCAUUUGUAGUACUUUAUUGUAUUUAAUGAACUCUAAUUUAAGGUAAUAUACACUGCAUUUGUCCGUUUAAUCACCUGACCAUCUCAUUUUGAUCAUUUGCUUCAAAUAUAUCGUGUCAAUUGCGUCUAGCACACAUCACGGCAAACUUGUUAGGGGAUUUUCGGCUUGUAAAUCCAUACUUUGUAAAAGUGAAGCCUUAUUUUUAACGACAGCAAUUAAUAAUCCAAAAGGGAAAAAAACGCCGAUUAAAGUUGCAAUAGAUUUAGGAAACACAUAGUGUUAGGCAUUGCCAGAUGUUUUCCGAGUAUUAUCGUUUCUUUUUUGAGCUGCAAACCUUGUUGAAGGUUUAAAGUAAAUAAUGUACAAAAUGCACUUAUUAAUUGAAAUAUUCAGUCACUGCAGUUUGGGGCUACAACGAUGAAUCCACAACCUCAUUUUUAAUCGACAACUAAAAUUUUCAGAUUUUCCAAUAUUUUCUGGUUUCUUUGCUCCGUUAAACAAAGAAAUGAUUAAAGUUGAAUAUGUUUUGGUUCGUGGAUAAAACGAGACGUUUAAGAACGUCAUUAUUUUGAGUUUUUUGGACCAAAAAAAAGUACUUAAAUAAUCAUCAGAUUAAUCGAUUAUGAGAAUAAUUGUUAGUCAUUGACAGUUGGCAGAGAAAUAACAAUCGACAACAUGUGAUUGUUAUCUGCAAUUAAAUGAAAAGGAAAUGAUGUGAUUUUAGAGUUUCAGACGUCACUGUUGCCAUUUAUCAGAGAGGAAACUUUAGUUUUCUUCCUCAGUAGCAGCUGUAGUGAAAUCAGUGUUCAUUCAUUCAUAUGCAUCAGUUUUCUGCAGUGUCGGUGGGACUGGAUCUGUUUUUCAGUUCACUCAUAACUUGGGAGAAGAGUUCUUGUGUGAAAGGUCAAAUGAGAGCCACUAAAUCAUUUUUACCAUCCAAUGUUGCAAAGCAAUGUUUCUCCUUUUGUUUUUAUAUAGUAGGUGAUGGAUUUUCUUUACUUUACUGUUGUACAUAAAGUUGCACAUGACUCCACACCCUGUUGUAAUUAUGUUUCCUUCACUUCAUCCUUCUUACCUAGUACUGUAAGGAACCUCUGCUUGAACAAUAAAAAUGUUCCUUGAUUUAAA